Messenger RNA from Austrofundulus limnaeus, 2890 nucleotides. It is a transcript of the gene phc2b, whose product is annotated as polyhomeotic homolog 2b (Drosophila). Gene Ontology annotation, biological process: negative regulation of DNA-templated transcription. The record is from RefSeq and is a predicted model, not a curated record. Gene Ontology annotation, molecular function: chromatin binding; histone binding; zinc ion binding. Lineage: Eukaryota; Metazoa; Chordata; Actinopteri; Cyprinodontiformes; Rivulidae. Gene Ontology annotation, cellular component: PRC1 complex; nucleus.
GUGAGGAGCUCACCGUGUGUUGGGGGUCGACGAGAGGGGCUGGGGGUUUGAAUUUAGCACAGAAACACCCUCGGACGCACUCGCUCGGUCGUUCAUUCAGCCAGCCUGCCACUCAGCGAGGCAGACAAAGAGGAGCAGCAUCCUGCAGGAGGACAGCACGCUCCCCGGGGGAUGGGGCAUCAUACCCCUGCAUCGCGUUGGGGGUGUCAAAGGAGGCACAGGAGAGCCAUUCAGAAGAGCCGGGGGUCAAAGGUGAGAAGAGCAGAGGGCACCAUGGAGAGUGAACCUGGGGCCCCUGCCUCUACUGCCGGCAGUGCUGGAACCACUUCCACCACCAGCAGCUCCUCUUCCUCCUCCACCACCUCUUCCACCACUACCAGCGCUUCCAGCUCCACAGCUGUUAGCAGCAGCAGUACCUCUAACACCACCACCGCUUCCUCUACCCCUUCCACCAGUAGCAGUAAUAAUGUUACCAGCAGUAAUGCCAGUGGUAGCGCCACAACAGGAAGACAGGCAGUUCCUCAGAUAUCAGUUUACAGUGGACUAUCUGACCGACAAACAGUCCAGGCUAGCAUCGCAGCUGGUCGGCAAAGCUCUUCACAGAAUGGCACUUCAUCUCAGCAAACAGGGUCUACUCAGGCUACGAUCAACCUGACCACCUCCCCAGCAGCAGCUCAGUUGAUCAGCCGGGCCCAGAGCAUCAGCUCCACCCCCACCAGUAUCUCACAGCAAGCUGUUCUCCUCGGCAGCCAGUCCAACCCCACUCUCAGCCAGGCGCAGAUGUACCUGCGUACGCAGAUGGUGGCCAGGAGCUUGGGUCGGGCCGUUCCUCUUCCCUCGCAGCUCAUCUUCACUCCAGCCGCAACAGUGACGGCGGUCCAGUCAGAAAGUUCCUCACAGAACCAGGUCCAGAAUCUUGCGAUCCGCGGCCAGCAGGGGGCGACCACAUCCUCCUCUCAGACUCAGACCCCUCAGGCUCUCACUCUGAAGCAGAGCCCGGUGCCUAUUCAGCCCGCUUCACUCAUCAAGAACCCCAGCCAGGGAACCCAAACCUCCACGGGGGGGAAGUCCGGUUCUUCCGACAGCCACGCCGAUGGAGCAAAGAAGGGCGACGGCCCGGCGGUCACAGAGGUUCGCGCUCUAAAUAUGAGCCGCAAUGUUACGGCUGUCAGCGCUCAGUCUCUUAUCGCACCAGCUUACACCCCGAUUCAGCCCCACUCGCUGGUCCAGCAGCACAAGCAGCAGUUUGUGGUCCAGCAGAGCCAAGGUUCCCAAAGGACGACCGGCCAGCUGCUGCAGACGGCCUCCAUUCAGCCGUUGCAGCAUCCCGUCCCUGUUCUGCCCAAGCCUGCUCAUCACCAGCCCUCCACUCCCAGCCAGCAGGCCACCAUCUUCCACUCGACCAUCAGUCCCCACGCCCUCCACUCCUCACUCAACCACGCCAAAGCCCAGCCUGUCCAGCUCACUGCCAUCAACCUACAAAUACAGCCAACACAACAACAACAGCAGCAACAGCAACAACAACAGCAGCAGCAGCAACAACAACAACAACAACAACAACCUGCACCUUCCCCAUCACAACCCUCCAAACCUGGAGAGCAGCCCAAGGAUAAUCCUGUUGCUGCUCCUGUUCAACCACGAGGAGUGGGUUCAACCAAAAGGUCGAGUGCAGCGACAGAGAACUCCUCUCCAGCCAUGACCUCGGGGAAUGAGAGCGAGGCGCCCACCGUGACGGGCAGCACGCCGCAAAACGGAGAGAACAAACCUCCRCAGGCCAUAGUGAAGCCCCAGGUCCUCACGCAUGUCAUCGAAGGCUUCGUCAUCCAGGAGGGAGCGGAGCCAUUUCCCGUGUGUGUGGACCGUCUGCCCAUUCUCAUCGACAGCCUGAAGAAACUGGACCAUCAGCUCUCUUCAGACCCGGACAAAACCCCGCUCAGCAACGCAGCGAACACCGACUCUGAGCCUGAAGACCUGAACCAACCAGAGAAAGACGAGCCCAAGCUGACGUGUGAAUACUGCGGCUGGGUGGACUUUGCGUACACAUUCAAGGGCUCGAAAAGGUUYUGCUCAGUGGUUUGUGCGAAAAGGUACAAUGUGGGCUGCACRAAGCGGGUCGGACUUUUCCACCCAGAGAGGAACAAAGCAUCAAACCGCUGGUGCCGAAGAUCUCUCGGCCGCUCCUCUAUAGAGGCUAAAAAGCAGAAACUGUCCCCCUCUCCACAGCAGACUCAGGGCGGUUCUUUAUCCUCGCCACACGCCUCCCAGCCCAGUCAGGAGGAGUCCAGUCCCUGUUCAGACAUGUCCAGCUACGAAGAGCUUCCUUCCCCCAUGUCAGCAGACAGCUCAGUGCCCCUCGCUCCCGCUCCAGCCUCAGCCCAAGCCCCCGUCCAUCGACAGCCGAGCCGGUCCUCGGAUCAGGAGGGCAGCACCGGCAGAGAUGCGCCGUCGCUCUGCGAUCGCUUCCUCCCCAACGACCCCACCAAGUGGAACGUGGAGGAAGUCUACGAGUUCAUCUGUUCGCUACCAGGUUGUCAGGAGAUCGCAGACGAGUUUCGCUCUCAGGAGAUCGACGGUCAAGCCCUGCUCCUCUUGAAGGAAGACCACCUAAUGAGCACCAUGAACAUUAAGCUGGGACCUGCACUUAAGAUCUUUGCACGCAUCAACAUGCUCAAAGACUCGUAGCAGGAAAACGUGGGCAUGGACUGUAGCGUUGACUGUGCCAUGAUCUGAACUUCUCCACACUACCAGACUGGUUCCAUUCAUAUCUGACACAUCUACAGAUAAAACAGGCUCAGUGUUAUGAUCAGUUCUGUUCUUUUUUUAUGUUAAUGUAAGAAUUAUAUGUCUGAUUUGGGUUUAAGAAGUUGCAUGUUGCAGGAGGAAAAACGUC